AUAGAUAUCUUAUCCAAUUGUAUCAAGAACAAGUCUACUGGUCCAGUAGUCCUCAUUACGAUAGCUUGGGGACCUCUUUUCUAUAUCUCUCUCUUUACUCUUCGUCACAAGUUUUCUAUAUAGUUUUCUCUACCUCACAUCUACUUUUUCCAUUGCAUUCCCCAAACUUCAAAUCAUCAGUAGACUUGUUCUUGAUACUCUCUUUACUUCUUUCAGUUUCCAAUACCAAUGGAUAACACCAACCGUCUUCGUCCCCUUCGCAGUCCUAAGCAAACCAAGUUCACUCUACGUUACUCCGAAGAGGUAAGUAGUGUGAAAUGGGAGUUUACAAAUAUGACGGAACAAGAAGAAGAUCUCAUCUUUCGAAUGCACAGACUUGUUGGUGAUAGGUGGGAUUUAAUAGCAGGAAGAGUGGUAGGACGAGAGGCAAAAGACAUAGAGAGAUACUGGAUUAUGAGAAACUGUGAUCAUUGUUCCCACAAACGACGCCGCCGAUUCCACAAACUUUCCCGUUUCUCUAUUUCUCCUCCUUAAUUGUCUGUUAUUAUGGACAAGAAAAGCUUUAUGUUGUUGAUGAGUACGUAGAACAAAACUUCGAUCGAUGUUUAUUCUUCUCAUUAAUGGUUGUUCAAGUUAUUGUCAAUUCUACAAGUUGUGCUACUCAUCUUGUUCAAUUCCAGCUAUACAUUUUGUAAGUUGUAACUCCGUCAAAAUAUUGAUAGGAAAAAAAUAAAGAUUUAGAGUAAACGAA
Messenger RNA from Arabidopsis lyrata subsp. lyrata, 751 nucleotides. RefSeq names its product MYB-like transcription factor TCL2. The record is from RefSeq and is a predicted model, not a curated record. Gene Ontology annotation, cellular component: nucleus. The coding region runs from base 229 to 534 and encodes 101 amino acids. The transcript has 3 exons. Lineage: Eukaryota; Viridiplantae; Streptophyta; Magnoliopsida; Brassicales; Brassicaceae. Gene Ontology annotation, biological process: cell differentiation. Gene Ontology annotation, molecular function: transcription cis-regulatory region binding.